Molecule: messenger RNA, 243 nt
Organism: Paramecium sonneborni
Lineage: Eukaryota; Ciliophora; Oligohymenophorea; Peniculida; Parameciidae
Source: the annotation of a GenBank genome assembly
AUGGGUUGUUGUAUUACCAAAAAUUAGAUAUAGCAAAAAGAUUUUCAUCAUUUCAACAGCAGAAUCGACAAAAAUAUGGGAAAUGAAACCUAAAAUCAAGAAAAAAAUAAAUUAUUUUAAAUUCCAAAGAAUCCUAUAUUACAAAGGAGAUUAUCAUAAAAGAAGGAGAAUUUUGUCACCAAAUAAACUUACUCUUAUUCAGAAAGAAAUAAAGAUACUUCUAGAAAUAAUGAAUAUUUAUGA